UCGAUCGAUAUGUUCGCCCUGGGGCGAUGGCUUCUCCCGCUGCUAUGUCUGAUCGGAUGUACUAACGCCGCCCGAAUCCUGGUCAUCGCCCCCUUUGAGUCCCAUUCGCAGUGCCUCCUGAUGACACCCUACAUAAGGGCCCUCGCCGCUAGGGGUCACCAGCUGACCGUGAUCCACGCUUUCCAGCAAUGCCAAUCCGUCGGCAAUGUGAAGUACAUACGCAUAACGGAUAACAAUAACGUAUAUUCAGAAUUCGAAGAGUUUCUGAUACAAUCUUUAACGGCAAACAAGUGGGGAGAAAUGAUUUCCAUGACGAGAAUUAUGAUUAACGCAUCGCUGAAUGUGCUCAAUAACUUUGAGGUUCGGCAGUUGGUCCAAUCGAAUACCACCUUCGACUUGGUAGUUGUGGAGCCCUCAUUCUCCGAUGUGCUCUUCGGCUUGGCAGCCCAAUUCAAAGCCCCACUGAUGGGUCUGUCAACGUGCGGAGCGGACUGGUACCUGAACACCUUGGUGGGGCUUGAGUCAUCCAUGAUUCUGGAACCGCUUAUGCCUAUGGGGGCGAGACCUGUGAAGCAUCUGUGGGACCGCAUGUACAAUUGGUACUACACCACCGAGGAAUGGCUGCUGGUACAACUAGUAUUCCUUCCCAAACUGCGAAUGGUUCAUGAUCACUUCUUUGGGCACUUGGAACAGACCUUCUCGGAGAUCCGUAACAGCUUCUCUCUGAUUCUACUCAAUCAACACUUUAGCCUGUUUCGGGCCAGGUCGAGUGUGCCGGGAAUGGUAGAAGUGGCCGGCUUUCACAUCCCCAAAGAGGACCCAAAGUUGCCCAAGGAUCUGCAGCAGUUCAUCGACGAAGCGGAGCAUGGUGUAAUCUUCUUUGCAUUGGGUGUGGAGUUGCAGAGCAAGGAUUUGCCGGUGGAAACGCAGAAAAUGUUUCUGGAGACGUUUAAGCUGAUGCCGCAGCGCGUAAUCUGGAAAUUUGAAGGUGAGCCACCGUGUGCGGUAAGCGAUAAUGUCUAUCUGGCAAAGCUGUUGCCCCAACAGGCCAUCCUGGCCCAUCCGAACGUGAAGCUCUUCAUUAGCCACGGCGGAAUGCUGAGCAUCAUCGAGGCCGCUUACUAUGGAAAGCCGGUGCUGGGCAUGCCUAUUUUCUUCGAUCAAUUCCGAAACCUACGUGUGCUCGUGGAAGACGGGGCUGCCCUCCAGUUAAGCAUCAACAGCGUGGCUGGGGAGGAGUUCAAGGAGGCUAUGGAUCGUCUGGUAAACGAGCCGAGUUACCGAGAAAAUGCAAUGGCCUUAUUGAAAAGAUUCAGAGAUCAGCCCAUGCAUCCCCUGGAUGUGGCCAUUUACUGGACGGAGUACAUCGUGCGUUACAGGGGAGCAAGUCAUAUGAGAGUGUAUCCUGCCUACAUAAAGCUGGUCGACUACUAUUCCGUGGACAAAUUCCUGAUGGUGGGAAUCCGCUUGACCUUGGUGGUGGUCAUCGUGUUUUUUACGCUUUCCAAGUGGAGGUGCCUCCUCGCCCAUUUGGCCCGACUGGCGGAGCGGGUUUGGCCCAUCCACAUGGUGAUGAGUUGCGUUAUUAGAAUAUAUAAGUACUUUAGUUUAAAGUUAAACUUUUAAAUAGGUUUAUUUACAUUGAGGCAAGAGCAGGUUUCAUAAUAAUUGCGCAAUAAUUCAGCAGUUGUAAGUAUUAGAGGUUAACAAUCUGCAAUGUUAUUUGGUAUGAAAUUGAUUAUUUUUAAAUUUAUGCAAGCAGAGUAUUAAUUCUAUGUUUUUGGGGAUAUAAUGCUGAAUAAUACUUAACAAUCAGUGGUAUUCCAACCGCUCACCAUCUGCGUAGUUAGAGUAAAAAUUCAUAUAUUUGAGUGCUUUCAAUUGGAUUGUAAUAACUUUUAUUAAGAGCUGUCCAAACUUUAUCUAAUCUUAAUUAUCCCCUUUUUUAUGAUAGUUAAAAGUGUUUCCAGGUUUAUUUUUGGAAUCGAAUAAGUGCUUUUGUCUAGGCGCCGUCGGCUAAUAUUUUUCCCAUUGUAUUAAAUUGUUGAGGAAACUUAAGGACGAUAUAUGAUAUACAAUAAAAUUUAUAAAAGCGUA
Drosophila kikkawai is the source of this 2097-nucleotide messenger RNA. Its product is annotated as UDP-glycosyltransferase UGT5-like. Gene Ontology annotation, molecular function: UDP-glycosyltransferase activity. NCBI's taxonomy places the organism in Eukaryota, Metazoa, Arthropoda, Insecta, Diptera, Drosophilidae. The record is from RefSeq and is a predicted model, not a curated record.